Molecule: messenger RNA, 2838 nt
Organism: Entrophospora candida
Lineage: Eukaryota; Fungi; Glomeromycota; Glomeromycetes; Entrophosporales; Entrophosporaceae
Source: the annotation of a GenBank genome assembly
AUGACAGAGAAUAGACAACAAGUUUCAGACACUAUAGGACAAUUGAUAAUUAAUUCUUUGUUUCCUGAAGGAAAUGAAAGUCAAACAUCACAAGGGCAUAGUAAUACAUUAAAUGAAGCAUUAUUGGCUUAUAUAAAAAUAACAGAAGAUGGUACUGGAAAUACCGUGACUUCACCUUCUGUCAAUGAUCCUUCAACAGGGAAAGGAAUCAAAGGAGAAGUCAAGAUUAGAUAUUUGUUAGCCUCAAUCAAACGUAGUGGGAAACUUAGUGGGAAACUUUUUCUUCAUAAAUCAAAAAUGAAUAGCAAUGAUACUUUUUCCAUUGGUAGAACUUGGACAUUAGACAAUCUUCGAGCUGUUGAAAUAGUUGAUGCAUAUAAAAAACAUUUUAAACGUCUACCAAAACUAGUCAAUAUCGAUGAUACUAUCGUACCAGAUUAUAAACCAUCAUCUACACCAAGCACUCCAUCUAAACCGCAAACUGCUCCAAGCACACCGUCCAAAACACCAAUCACUCCAAGCACACCGUCCAAAACACCAAUCACUCCAAACACACCAUCAAAUGAGUUUGAUAAUUACGUUGCGGCAACUUCUUUAAAAGAUAGGUUGGCACAUUCAAACAAAUCUAAUUCAAGUUUAAAAAGUAUUGGAGGCAAAAAUAGUAGAUCAAUUACACCUUCGUUAUCCAUGGGUGGUGGUCAAAGUGAUUCAAAUAGUAUAACAAAUCAAACUGAUGAAGAUGAUGAAAUGAAACAAGAAGAAAUUUCUUUAAUAAAUGUUGGAGAGUUACUUAAUGACUUUGAUUGGAAAGGAAGUGGAAAUGCUGAAGCCUUGGAAGAAAGAUUAUUAAAUGAAUUGGCUGCAUUGGAAUCUGCAAAUAUACAUGCAAUGAUAGAAUCAGAUGAUAGAAUUUAUGCAGUUAUUGAACAAAUUGAUUAUGCUAUUUCAGAAUUGGAUAAUAUGGAUCAAUGGCUAACAUUAUAUACAGAUGAAUUGAAUGUAAAGAAAAAAUCAAGUAUGGGUGAUGAUAUUCAUCAUAUUGAAGGUCAAAAUAGAGGCUUACAAGUACAAACUGCUAAUCAAAAGGCUUUACUCUCUGAACUUGACAGACUUCUUCAAUCCAUAACUAUAUCUGAUAAAGUGAUCAAAAUAUUAAAACAUGAAUCGAUGGAUACACCUCAAGGUGUACAAAAUAUCGAACAAGCCGCUACACACUUAAAACGCGUAUUAGAAACUCCAUUUGAUGAUGCAACUAAAGACAUGGCAGCUGUAAAAGAAUUAAUGAAAUCCUAUGAAUAUCAUUGUAAUAAUUUUUGUUCUCGUUUUUAUGAAUAUAUGAGAGUUAUGUUUCAAUAUCAGGCAGAGACUUUGCUAAAUGAUAAAAGUAGAGGACCACGACACAAUAAUCUCACUAUCCAAAGUCAUCAGGCAAUAGAAGAACAUUUAUUAAAAUAUCGUGGAAUUUCCUUAUGGAUGAAACAAAUGGAUCCUAGACGUCAUACUGAAAUUCAAACAUUAUAUGUGCUUUCUAAAGAACCUGUUUACAAAAAAGAAACCAAAGAAUAUUUAACAACAAUGAAGCAAUUAUUAUUCAAAAGAGAAUUAUCUGAAGAAGCAACUUAUGUGUUUAGUGCAGCAUUACUUCAAAAUAAUCGCACCAGUACGAAUUUUGGAAAUUGGUUGUCAAUAGAUAAUUCAAGGGCACCGUGGGAGUUUAAAGAUGGAGGUGGUGGAAAACUUCCACCUGAAGAAUCAUUUGAUCAUUCUUUACAAACAAUAAUUCCUUUGAUUAUUACCGAGAAAAAUUUUAUAGAAGAUUUUUUUCAUCUUGGAACUAAAAAACCACUUCCAAAAAAUCCACUUGAUGGUGACGCUGAUAUCGAAGAUAUUAAACUUUAUAAAAGAUUAUUUGAACAUAUGGAAAGGUUAUAUAACUUUAUGCCAGAUGAAUUAAAUUCAUUUAUCGAAUAUGGUUGCAAAUAUGAUAAAAUUCAAGUAGUUGGUAUGAUUGUAUCAUUAGAGAAAUUUAUGUAUGAAAGUGAUAAAAUCAGACAAGAUUUUGUUGUCAAAAUGUUGGGACACGUUAGAAUUUAUGCUCUUGGGAUUUUUGAAAAAUUUAUUAACGAACAACUUCGAUCAAUUGAAGAAACCAAAGUAACUUCCAAAAAACGUAAAGGAAUAGUAUUAUUUAUUCGUAUAUUUCCACGUUUUGUUGAAAGAAUUGAACACUCAAUGACAGGUUCCGAAAAUUUAGAGAUACGACAAAUUAUUAAUAGAGCAUAUGAAGAGAUUGUGAAAACAAUGUUUGAUUGUCUUGAAGCAAUUGCUAAAGAUACAGAAUCUAUAGAUAAAGAACAAUUGAAUGCUCAUAUAGUAACUUUAGAAAACAUGCACCACUUUUAUACUGAAAUACGUACUCGUAAGAUUCAUGUGCUUGAUCCUUUCAUGAGAUAUGCUAGAAACUCUUAUGAUAAACAUCUUGAAGCUUAUGCUAAAGCUGUUAUCAGGAGACCUUUAUUAAGAACAACCGCAGCACCUGAGGAAGUAGGAUUUAGAUUACAAUAUAGUAAAGCCGCAUUGAAAAAAGUAAUAUCACAAUUACCUGGAAAAGAGAUCAGGAAAAGCCUUGAAUCAUUGUAUAAGCGUGUUGAUAAACAUUUUACAGAAUAUGAUGAAUUAUUACAAGUUGUAUGGCGUAGUAUAGAAGAAGAAGUAAUCCGUACUUAUGAAAGAUUUACAUUAACCAUCAAUAAAUGUUAUCCUGAUUCAAACAUCACUUUGGAAUUUUCAAUGGAUGAUUUAUUAACUUAUUUUUCUGAUAUAGCAAAAAAUCAUUAA